AUUGUUAUAAUAUGCAAUAUUUGUUUCUGACUUCUGUGUGAUAAAAAGAACAGCAGAUAUAUUACCACUGCAGUCCGCAACACUUUCAAUAUACGUGAAAAGCGAAACAAACUUAGAAAUAAAUUCAAUUUCGAUAUCCGUCCCAUUCGUCGUAUACAUCGACAUUCAACGCGUACCUCUACCUAUAUAUUGUAACUUAAAAUCGAAUUCGCGUAACUGCAAACCGUAAAGCGAAUUGUAAAAAUCGUAGCAUUAAAUGCUUUAAGAACAAGUUUUUAUUUCGAGCAUAUAUCACAUUCAAAUUUCAAAAAUUCAAAGUUAAUUUUUCAAUACAGGACUCAGUUUUGUUGAGCUGUUGGUGUGUACUUGUGCAGAGACAAUAUGUAAAUAAUGCGUAUACGUACUAUACAGCCAAACUGUGAAUUGGUUUUAUAGUCAUAUAUAAUAUACUGAAAUAGUAAUAAUCAAUGUUGCUGUAGCCUACAUAUAAAUUAGAAGCUCUGUCGCCUGUAAUUUCAAAUCAAUCGUAAAAAUAAUAAAUAAAUAAAGAAGGUACCUUAUAAUACGAUGUAGGUACCUACACAUUAUUUUACAAAUUACAAUAGACAAUUAGCUGCACAACAACUGCAGCGACGGAACGGGAAUUUGAACAUUACACUUGACACUCCACUGAUACCGCGUAAACGCGGCCUACGGAGAACCUGCGAAGCGAAAUGUCAAAUGUGUAUAGAUAGAUAUCAAUAACAACACGUCGGACAUGGCGAUGACGGGAGAUCGGAACUGCAGUUGCACCGUGACGGCGCCGGACGACAGUUGCAAAUGUGCAGAUCGAUCGAUCGUUCAGGUGCUCGAUUUGGCGACUCCGACGCAGUUCGAGGUCGUCAUUCGACAACCGUCGUCGAAGAGAUCACGACGUGCGUACAAAUCGAUGACCGCGGCCGGAAAGACGGACGCGGCGGUAGUCCACGCCGCGGCCCGGAAACGAUUAAUUGUGACCAGCACGGAAGCGUUGCAUCGUCCGUCGCCGGUCGAGUGCAACCGUCCAGCCCCGACCCGGAAGCAGCGCCCCAGUCACAGCGAGGUAGUCGAGGCGGCCGACCGGAACUCGUGCAACAGUGCUACGGACGGCCUGCAAGCUCCGAACCCGCUGAAGCUGCAGGCUACCGACCAGCGAGUAUUCGACUUUUGCGCUGCCGAAUUGCAGGUCACCGAUGAGCUGCAAGAGUCCGGCUUUUACAGCAGCGGGGUCAUAGUGUCGUACGCUAGCGACGAAUUUGACGCGGUGGACUUGACGGUAAACGACUAUCGCCAGAGUUCCGUAGACACCGACGGCUGGGAUGUGCACGGGUCCGGGGUUGAAUGGGCGCGGGCUCGAUCUCUGGAAAAUAGGAUGCGGAUUGGGGAUGUCCGGAAAGAGAAUGGUUCGUCGUGGGCGAGGUUUAAAAAGUUCAUAAGUCGGCGACUGUGCUGUCAGCAACGUAUUUGACAAAUAAUGUUUAGAAAAGGAACCAACAAAAUAAACCAAAUAAGGCAGAAAACAAAUAAUAUGAAAACAAAUUUACAGCCUUGCGAUUUUUAUUUCUUUCAAAUAAAUCGUCAAAACUCAGGAACAACGAAAAGAAAACUAAAACUAAUUAUUACACAUUAAAUAAAACAAUUUAGAAUAUUUAAAUUUAGUAUACAUUUGAAAUUAAAA
This is a messenger RNA of Melanaphis sacchari, 1696 nucleotides long. RefSeq lists its product as uncharacterized. The transcript has 7 exons. NCBI's taxonomy places the organism in Eukaryota, Metazoa, Arthropoda, Insecta, Hemiptera, Aphididae. Bases 758 to 1486 code for a protein of 242 amino acids. The record is from RefSeq and is a predicted model, not a curated record.